AUGGAUGAUACGUUCGUUUACGUGGCAGGUCUUGCCCUUGCAAUAACGAUUCCCAUUUUGUGUGGGUGGUAUCUAAAAUUAAACAGUCACUCCUCCUCCCGGUUGCCUCCGGGGCCCCGUGGCCUGCCAAUUCUGGGGUACAUCCCAUUUCUGGGGCCCGAUUUGCUGGGCAAGGUCUCGGCCUUGGCUCACCGCCAUGGCCCCAUCUACAAGAUGUGGCUCGGCCAAAAGCUGUGCGUCGUCAUCUCCUCCCCCACCCUGGUCAGGCAAAUCGCCCGCGACCAUGACGUCGUCUUCUCCAACCGCGACACCACUGCAGCGGCAAAGGCCCUCAGCCACGGCGGGGACGGCUUCGCCCACGCGCCCUACACCCAGGAGUGGCGCGUGCUCCGGAAGAUAUUCGUGCGCGAUAUGCAGAGCAACAAAGGCAUGCAGGCGUCGGCCCGCCUGCGGACCGAGGAGUGCCGGAAGGCCGUCAGAUACGUCUACGCCAGGAAGGGGGAGCCCGUCGACGUCGGGGACCUGGCCUUUACAACGGAGCUCAGCCUCACCAUGAACAUCCUAAGGUCAGUGCGCUGCUGA
Andrographis paniculata is the source of this 582-nucleotide messenger RNA. Its product is annotated as cytochrome P450 71BT1-like. NCBI's taxonomy places the organism in Eukaryota, Viridiplantae, Streptophyta, Magnoliopsida, Lamiales, Acanthaceae. The transcript has 2 exons. Bases 1 to 582 code for a protein of 193 amino acids. Gene Ontology annotation, molecular function: oxidoreductase activity, acting on paired donors, with incorporation or reduction of molecular oxygen; heme binding; iron ion binding. The record is from RefSeq and is a predicted model, not a curated record.